AUGAAAAAAUUUGUCGAGACUGACCGUCCACCGACAUCAUCGUCGGCUUAUCGUACAUUCGCCCCACUAAAUACGCCCUGGCGUCGUCGGCGUGAAACAUUAGCUAUUCUCGUAUGGUGGGUAAUCCCAUGGUUUUGCCUAUAUUUAACAAUACAUUUUCUUCGUUCCGACCGUUGGUACUUAACUGGAGGCAUUCUUCUUUAUAUAGCAUGGAUGAUUGUGUUUCGAACGCAUCCUAAGGAAGGUGGUCAUAGACAACAGUGGUUUCGUCGACUUGCUUGUUGGAAAUGGUUUACCGACUAUUUUCCGAUUCGUUUACAUAAAACAUGCGAUUUACCUCCUGAUCGCUCUUAUAUAUUUGGCUAUCAUCCACACGGAAUUCUUUCCCUAGGAGGCUUUGGUAAUUUUGCCACUGAAGCCACUGGUUUUGAAAACUUAUUUCCCGGUAUUAAUCUUCGUUUCCUUGUGCUUAACUCCAAUUUUCAAAUACCAUUUUAUGAUCUAUUUUUAACAAUGAUGGGUGUAUGUGAUGCAUCGAAAGAGUCGUGCAAUUACAUUUUAAAACAGGGUAAAGGUAACAGUAUCAUGUUAGUUCUUGGUGGUGCUAAAGAAGCAUUAGACGCACAUCCAUCUUCCAACUAUAUAUUAACGCUUAAAAAUCGCAAAGGUUUCGUUAAAAUUGCUCUUGCAAAUGGUGCAAGUUUAGUUCCUGUAUUUUCAUUCGGUGAAAAUGAUCUGUAUGAACAAGUGGCUAACCCACGUGGAUCAAAAUUACGAACAUUGCAAACGAUUCUACAGAAAAAGAUGGGCUAUUCAUUACCACUAUUUAAUGGGCGUGGCAUUUUUCAAUAUAAAGUUGGACUUUUACCUAAUCGACACCCGAUUGAUGCAUAUGUUGGUGAACCGAUUGAACUACCAAAAUUAGCUCCAGAACAGAUAACACCUCACGUAGUUGAUGGAUAUCACAAAAAGUACAUGGAUGCAUUAACACGUCUAUUUGAUACACACAAAGCAAAACAUGGUAAUGAGAACCGUUUAAUCGUUUAUGCCGACGAUACCAAUGUGUAG
Messenger RNA from Didymodactylos carnosus, 1068 nucleotides. The record is from the annotation of a GenBank genome assembly. Lineage: Eukaryota; Metazoa; Rotifera; Eurotatoria; Philodinida; Philodinidae.